Lycium ferocissimum is the source of this 585-nucleotide messenger RNA. RefSeq lists its product as uncharacterized. The transcript is spliced from 3 exons. The record is from RefSeq and is a predicted model, not a curated record. The coding region runs from base 1 to 585 and encodes 194 amino acids. NCBI's taxonomy places the organism in Eukaryota, Viridiplantae, Streptophyta, Magnoliopsida, Solanales, Solanaceae.
AUGACGGAAACUCAUGUUAAAGUGUAUUUAUUUUGGGGUGGUGAAGUUGUGUAUGAGCAGUGGUUCGCUAAUGAUAUAAUAAAUGAGUCGGAUAGUGAUAGUCCAUUAGAUCAUGAAGGGACGGACGAUGAUCAAUCGUCUGCUGACGGUGACGAUUCUGAUGAAGAUGUUGCGGCCCCCAGUAAUGUUAGUGUAAAUUAUCAUUCAAAUGUGAUCCCAUAUUUGGAUAAUACAGAAGAAGUAGAACCGGAAGAUUUUGCAUACAUGAGAGAUAACGGGUCUGUUCGAGCUGCACUUUGGAAUUCCAGUAAUCCUAAAGUUAUCAAAUCAGGUAUGUUAUUUCACAACAAGAAGCAAAUGAAAGGUGCGGUGAGACUCUAUAAUAUAGCCCACAAAAAAGAAUAUAAAACAGAUCAAGCCAAAGGUACAUUUUGGAAGGUUAUUUGCAAGCGGCAUGAGGAAGGUUGUAGUUGGAUGAUCCGUUUUUCGUUGAUCGGAAGUGGUAUGUGGAAAGCAGGAAAAAUGAUUGAGCCACAUAAUUGUGAUACGGAUGAUUAUACGAGAGGAUCAUUUCAAUUUGAAUAG